This is a messenger RNA of Epinephelus fuscoguttatus (brown-marbled grouper), 2348 nucleotides long. RefSeq lists its product as uncharacterized. The record is from RefSeq and is a predicted model, not a curated record. The transcript is spliced from 5 exons. NCBI's taxonomy places the organism in Eukaryota, Metazoa, Chordata, Actinopteri, Perciformes, Serranidae. The coding region runs from base 685 to 1182 and encodes 165 amino acids.
ACAUGGGUCUGACAGCAUCUGGUGUGCAGCAGAGCCAUUAAAUCCCAUUCUCAUCCCUGCAAAGCCAAAUGGACAGCCGAGGGAGCCAACCGCAUCUAUCAUCUUGAAGCCAUUAGACCAAUUGCAGGGCGGCGGGGAGGGAGCUCGCCGCACUCCUCUCUGUUUGCAGCAUCCCUGGAGCAGCCUCUGUUGUGUGAAACACAAGAAGAGCAGAUCCGUGGAGGCAACCGGAGAACGGGAAGGGGAUCUCGUGGAGGCUGCCGGGAUAGGGUUACACUGGUGUGUGGAGUCCAUCUUUGCAGAAGAUGGCUGUUUAGUCAAUGUAAACAGCCUGUGCAAUACCUGCAUUGCUAAAGGGGGAAGCAGCAGAAGAGGAGGAGGAGAAGGAGAAGGAGGAGGGGCAGCCGCUGGAGGAAAUGCUGCCUCUUCCAAUGAAAUUUUCCCCUCUCUAGCUAACCCCGGCCUGCUGCAGAUCACCUCUCAAGUCAUGCAUGUUGUAUGUUAAGUUUUAGGUUUUAUUUCCCUGAUCACAUGGCCGAAGCAUCACCAGUGCCCCCGCAGACCACACACCAGAUGGAAGACACCUGUGUCGACCAUGACACGCACUAGAGGCUGAGAGCGACGCGGCAGCAUCCACACACAGACCGAAAAUACAUCCUUCAGUUGAAACUGCAACACUUGACCAUGGCUGUAACUGCAGCUCAGACACCUACAAGUUUUCUCUCCACAACUGCCACAGCCACCGCAAUCCCUUUCCUCUCCACGAGCAAGAACGUCAGAGACAAUGUCACCUCCCGGACGACAUUAAUGACUGUUACUAUAACAACAAACGAGACCAGCUUCAAUGCCACAACGUUUCCGGAGGCGGUGAUCGAGGGCUCGGGGAUGGGAAUGGUGCUCGUGCCCUUUGGCAUCAUCACUGUCAUUGGCUUGGCAGUGGCCAUUAUGCUGUAUAUUCGGAAACGGAAGCGGUUGGAGAAGCUGAGGCACCAGCUUAUGCCCAUGUACAACUUUGACCCGGCUGAAGAACAAGAUGACCUGCUGGAACAGGAACUACUGGAUCACGGCCGGGAAGGCAGCCUCACAGGUCCCAAUGCCAAAACUCUCACAACCUCCCAGGGGACCACGCAGAGGCCCAGUCGUCUGGUCUUCACAGAUGUAGCCAAAGCUCUCAACGCUUAACAGAUCUCUUCCAUUAGUUGACUGCAGUUUUUGGGGGCUGCUGGCCUCAUCGAGAUACAGACUGGGCUUUUCUCAUUUGUCUGUUUCGUGCCUCCUUGUGUCCUGACUCCUCCAUCCUCCAGCCUAUAAAUCAGCAAUUGAUCUUCUUGAAGAAUGACUCAAUUCCUAAGAUGCAUCCUGAGGAGAGAGGAGGCUUCCCUGAGGAGCUAUGAGCGAGGAUGCACAGGUGCAUCCUGCACAAAAGUCUUUUCAGCACCCCUGACAUCUAAAAGAGGCGGGACCAGCAUGACAAACAGCCGAUGAUGCGGCUGUGCCAUCCAUCAUAUUUAGGCCCUGUCUACAUGAAUACAGAUAUUUUUGAAAACUGAUACCCCCCCCCCCCCCCCCCCCCAUGAAAAAAACUGACUAUACCAACUUUGUUUCAAGACAUUUCCGUCCCAUUAGAAUGCAAAAACGAUUACAAGCGUGUUGGCUAUCUUCCGUUAUCUCCCUUCGUGACAAAGCUAAUAAGAUGUAUAGGCUUCCCUUUCGAAAACACCCAACAGAGGUCUCAUCACUGUCGAUUCCCCUUCAAUAUAAGGAAGAUGGAGCUCACUCAAGAAAAAGAGUGAUGCUCUGGACAUGCUAAAGUUUUCCUUCCACUCACUGACUAUGGAAUCGAGGACAUGAAAACCGUGAAAUGAGAAAAGCCCACUGUCUCUCAGGUAGGAACACAAAGGGAAAACUGGACUGUUUUUGGGAACAACUGGAGCUUUGAUGAACGUUUUAAUCUCUACGACACAGACAGUCUGGCAAAAAAAAAAAAAAAAAAACGUAGGGUGCAUGUAUGAUAAGGGAGCAUAACGGGAGGCAUCACGUAUGAUCUUGCACUGUUACCGUUUGGCGCACAAAUGCAGUGUGAUGCACUUUUCUUGAAUCAUGUUGUGUCAUUGCUGUUAAAAUGUUUGGUAGCUUGUCAGUGAAGUUCAUCUGAGCUUCAAUAUCUCUGUCCAUGUUUGAUGAGAGAGAAGUGUACAUUUGUGUUAUUAUACUGAUUUUGUGGUCUUUCAUCUCUGACAAGCUUGAACUCUGGAUGUGUUACCAUCCUUAAGUGAACUGUUCCUCUCCAUUUUGUUUCUUCUUCACUGAGCAAUGAAGGAUUGUUUCCGUCUGUAUACAUUAAAACU